This is a messenger RNA of Linum tenue, 471 nucleotides long. NCBI's taxonomy places the organism in Eukaryota, Viridiplantae, Streptophyta, Magnoliopsida, Malpighiales, Linaceae. The record is from the annotation of a GenBank genome assembly.
AUGUUCUCUGAAACUAAAACCAAGUUCCUACACGAACUCACUGUUGGCGACAACACGGGAGUCCUCAAGCUCCGCCUCAUCCACUCAUGGAAGUCUACUAAUCCAGCAAAUCCUGGAUAUGUGUACGAUUACAGUACCCUAUGGGUUGAUGAAACGGGGAUGCUCAUCCAUGGUCUUAGUGAUCGGAAUUUUGCUGGCCACCUGGAGUCCAAACUCAGUACUGGUUCUGUAUAUUGUAUAAAGGAAUUUAUAACAAGGCCAGCCAAAGAACUCUACAGACCAUGCAUGAACAACAUAUGUAUCUCCAUUGUCCCAGCAACAGACUUUGAAGAUGUUACUGCCUUUGCUACAGAUUUUGUCUCAGACAGCUUCGACUUCUGCCAAUUCGAGUCUUUGCGAAAUCGUGCAGGAAUAAAUACAAUAUUGACAGGUAGGAUGUACUGUGCUUAUGCUCUCUUAAACUAUGUGUGA